Molecule: messenger RNA, 2770 nt
Organism: Xyrauchen texanus (razorback sucker)
Lineage: Eukaryota; Metazoa; Chordata; Actinopteri; Cypriniformes; Catostomidae
Product: probable carboxypeptidase X1
Exons: 13
Coding region: 60-2534 (824 amino acids)
Biological process (GO): proteolysis
Molecular function (GO): metallocarboxypeptidase activity; zinc ion binding
Source: RefSeq, a predicted model, not a curated record
CAUUUGAGUUCAGAGAGAGCAACAUCUCUGGGAUUAGACUUAACAGUACGGUCUAAACCAUGACACAACCCGUCAUACUUUUAUCUUUAUUAACCUUUUUGGUUGGGGGGGUAUGUAGUUUGCCUUCUCUCAAAAAAUCAACGACAUCAACAGUGUCAUAUAAUUUAACUUACAAUCAGACAUCAGCUGCAAAUGCAAGAGUGAGGGGCAGUAUUAAAAAUAGGACCACCGGCACUUAUGGAAAAAUUGCACCUACAAAAGUAAGUAAACUAUUCAAGAAAAUAAAACCCACCGAGGCGACCAUCAAAGCUCCAAAUCACACGACAGUGAAGCCAUUCAAGACAAUAGAAGGAGCCAGGAAAGUUCCGAAGCCCACUACAUUAAAACCCCCUCAGGUGAGCACGAAACCUUUGAAAAUUACAACUGUGAAGCCCACUGAGGUGAUCACAAGAGCUUUGAGACCGACGACAGUAAAGCCAACAGCCUCAAAAACAACUGCAAAGACCACUGCAGCAAGCUUCAACACAGAGGACGUGAAUGAAACCAUUGAUAAAAACGUGGAAAGGAGAGUUUGGAACACCAAAGAAAAUGAAGAACCUCCAGUACUUGAAUGUCCUCCUUUGGGAAUGGAGUCUCUGAAAGUUAAAAACUCACAGCUUCAGGCUUCUUCUCACAAGCGCAUGGGCCUGGGGCCACACAGGGGUCGACUCAAUAUACAGUCUGGUAUUGAAGAUGGAGAUAUCUAUGAUGGAGCUUGGUGUGCCCUGUACAAAGACAAGAACCAGUGGCUACAGAUAGAUGCUAUGAAGCUCACACGGUUCACAGCAGUCAUACUGCAGGGUCGCAGCUCCAUAUGGAGCUUGGAUUAUGUAGAAACCUUCAAGGUGCUGGUGAGCAAUGACACCAUUAAAUGGAAGUCAUGCAUGAACGGGACAGAGGAGGCGGUGUUUGAGGGGAGCCAGAACAGUGAAACGCCGGUCUUGGCAGUUAUACCCGAGCCAGCAGUGGCACGCUACAUUCGUAUUAACCCUCAGACCUGGUUUAAGAAUGGGACCAUCUGCCUGCGAGCUGAGAUUUUGGGCUGUGAGCUGCCAGAUCCAAACAAUAUCUACCCAUGGCAAACGGAGGAGGGCACUAAGGACAAACUGGACUUUAGACACCAUAACUACAAAGAGAUGAGGAAGCUCAUGAAGUCUGUGAAUGAGAUGUGCCCAGAUAUCACCCGCAUUUACAGCAUUGGAAAAAGUUACAUAGGCCUUAAACUGUAUGUGAUGGAAAUUUCAGACAAUCCAGGAAAACACGAGCUGGGUGAGCCAGAGUUCCGUUAUGUGGCUGGUAUGCAUGGAAAUGAGGUGCUCGGGAGGGAACUGUUGCUGAACCUUAUGCAGUACAUAUGCCAGGAGUACAAAAAUGGGAACCAGCGCAUAAUCCACCUGGUGAAAGAGACACGCAUUCAUCUACUACCCUCUAUGAACCCUGAUGGCUAUGAAAUGGCUUACAAGAAGGGUUCAGAGUUAUCUGGAUGGGCACUAGGUCGUAAUAGUUAUGAAGGCAUUGACAUGAAUCACAACUUUGCAGACCUGAACACAGUGAUGUGGGAUGCCAUCGAGUUGGAGACAGACAAAUCUAAACUCAUCAACCAUUACUUUCCCAUUCCAGAGCAGUACACUUCAGAAGAAGCUUGGGUGGCUUCAGAAACAAGAGCAGUCAUCAGCUGGAUGCAGACCUUCCCAUUUGUUCUCAGUGCUAACCUCCAUGGAGGAGAGCUGGUGGUCACAUACCCAUUUGACAUGACUAAAGACUGGGCCCCUAAAGAGCACACUCCCACUCCAGAUGAGAGCUUCUUCCGCUGGCUGGCCACUGUUUAUGCCAGCACAAAUCACGUGAUGUCCAACCCAGACCGAAGGCCCUGUCACAAUGAGGACUUCCUUCGUUACAAUAACAUAAUCAAUGGAGCGAGCUGGCACACAGUACCAGGCAGUAUGAAUGACUUCAGCUACUUGCACACCAACUGUUUCGAGGUGACAGUGGAGUUGUCCUGUGAUAAGUUCCCUCAUGCUAUUGAGCUGCCUAGAGAGUGGGAGAACAAUAAAGAAUCUCUCCUUAUCUACAUGGAGCAGGUACACAGAGGAAUCAAAGGAGUGAUUAGAGACAAAGACACUGAAUCUGGCAUUGCUGAAGCCAUCAUUAAAGUGGAUGAUAUCGACCACCAUAUCAGAUCAGCUUAUGAUGGGGACUAUUGGCGUCUGUUAAACCCAGGUGACUAUGACGUCACAGUGACUGCGGAGGGAUAUAACCCAGUUACUCGAAGCUGCAGGGUCGAGUACGAGCAUUACCCCACCAUCUGUGAUUUCACUCUCACCAAGACGCCAAAACAGCGUUUGCGAGAGAUCCUAGCCAAGGGCGGCAAAAUCCCCAAAGAUCUGCAGCUCCGACUGCGCCAACUGCGCAUACGCAAACUGCGUGCCAGCACUAAACUUAUUAAUCAACGGAGGGUGUCACAGCAACGCAAGGCCAGGGGAGCUAGCCGCUAGAUUGAUCUUCAACCUCUGACCUGUUUUGCUGGCCAAGUACAGGAUUAAACUGAAUCAAUAUCACAGGAAAAUGCAAUGUAGAAGGGCUAUAAAUUGGUCGCCCUUUCCUGUGUUAACAUAUAUUAUCCAUUGUAAAUUUCACACCAAAUUAUAUUCAAAUACUGUUUUUAUACUUUAUACUAAGCACUACAACUACAUGUUUUGAUAAAAACUGUUAAUUAAAAUAAUUGAGAGUG